UUGGACAAAUUAGUAGACCAAGACUUAUAGAGAUAAUGGAAGGAUGUUUACAUAUAUAUAAAAGUUAUUGUAUACAUGAAAGAGAUAAGAGAGAAAAUGGCAGGCAGAGUAGAGAAGAUGUAUUAUCUUUCUUUCUGAUAUAUUUGAGGCGUGGACUUUUUGCUGAAAUUGAAAAUUGAAAUCAAAGAAGAAUCAUCGUGUGUGUUUUUGUUCACUCAUUUUGUAAUCAAUAAUCAAUAAAGUGAAUGGUAGGGGGUGGAAAUGGAGAGUGGCCUGGUGGGGGGUUUAGUCCGGGUCCGAUGACUCUGAUUUCGAGCUUGUUUGGAGAUAACGAUGACGGUAAGACAUUCUCAGAGCUUCUCGCCGGUGCUAUGUUGGAUGUGGAGCAUGGAGGAGGAAGAGACGGUGGCUUGUCACCGUUGGCCAUGUUUGCUUCUCCACCUCAGCAAUCACUAGCACAAGCCUAUUCAAAUGUUCAAAACCAAUUUGAACAUCCAUUUUCUUCAUCAAUAGUGCCUACAAAUACCUCAUUCACACAACUUCAAGCAGUUACAUUCAACAACAUUGCACAACAACGCAUACCAAACUCUAAGGAACCAAUAGCAAAAUCUGUUGAUUAUUCCUCUAACACAGAACAAACAUCACAACAGUCUUGUUCUGUGAAUGUCGACAAAGCUAACGACGACGGCUACAACUGGAGGAAGUAUGGACAGAAACAAGUCAAAGGUUGCGAGUUUCCUCGAAGCUAUUACAAGUGUACACAUCCAAGUUGUCCUGUGAAGAAAAAAGUCGAACGCGAUCUCGUUGAUGGACAUGUAACUCAAAUUAUUUACAAAGGAGAGCACAUUCACGAACGCCCUCGUCCAAGCAAGCUCACAGAGGAUAAUUCAAAUGUGCAACAAGAGUUGUUAGGAACAAGUGACAGUGACGAAGAAAAAGAUCAUGAAACUGAGAAAAAUUAUGAACCUGAUCGCAAAAGAAGGAGUGCUGUCUCAAAGCCUAGAAUCAUUGUGCAAACAAUAAGUGAUGUAGAUCUGUUAGAGGAUGGAUAUAAAUGGCGCAAAUACGGGCAGAAAGUUGUCAAAGGAAAUCCGCAUCCAAGGAGUUAUUACAAAUGCACAAGCCCGGGUUGCAAUGUUAGGAAACAUAUUGAGAGGGUUUCAACGGAUCCUAAAGCAGUAAUGACAACAUAUGAAGGAAAACAUAAUCAUGAUGUGCCAGCAGCUAAGACUAAUAGCCACACCAUUGCCAACAAUAAUAAUGCAUCACAGCUAAAAUCACAAAAUGUCAUACUUGCAAUGCAUAAUGUCGACAGAAGAGGUCAGCAGCAGCCUUCAGCAGUGGCACGUUUAAGGUUGAAGGAAGAGCAUAAAGCAUAGUGUUCUUAUUUUAUAUAAGACUGGAAGCAUGUGUCUGCAAUAACAAGUCAUCUUUUAAGGUUUGAUGUUUUUUUUGGUAUGAGGCUAAAGUUUUGACCAAGGGCUAUAAGUCCAAUUCAUGGUAUCGGUAGAAAGUAGCAUGGGAAAUAUGUGUGAUUGGUUAAUCUAAUAUGUAAAGUAGCAUUAAAUGAUGAAAAAUGAUUUGAAUA
Molecule: messenger RNA, 1588 nt
Organism: Lathyrus oleraceus (garden pea)
Lineage: Eukaryota; Viridiplantae; Streptophyta; Magnoliopsida; Fabales; Fabaceae
Product: probable WRKY transcription factor 26
Exons: 4
Coding region: 246-1379 (377 amino acids)
Biological process (GO): regulation of DNA-templated transcription
Molecular function (GO): sequence-specific DNA binding; DNA-binding transcription factor activity
Source: RefSeq, a predicted model, not a curated record